ACGGAGAAGUGCGGGGGAAGGAACAAUUAACGGUUGGGAAAAUUCCGGAUACCGCUGCUAUGGCCGAGUCUCAGCUUCUGUGCAUGGACGAAGAUCACGUCAACGAAAAGAUACCCGAAUCCAAAGCAGAGUUCUACUACUGCGAGGAGCAGCGAGCCGCGCUCGAGCAACUAUUGAAGAACGGUGAUGGCGCGUUCAAGAUGCGACUGACAGAGGACAACGUCAGAGACUUUCUAUCCGCUCGCGAGAUUAAAUGGAUUCGAAAAACUUUUGAUGAAUAUGAUUCGGAUAGUGAGUCCGAGAAGGGCGAAUACGAAAAGGCUCAGGAGUCCAAUGCAGACUCGGGGGUCCACUCCACAUACUGGCCUCAGAUGUCGGACACGGAUGUCCCGCCGCUUGACAUCGGCUGGCCAGGCAGCACUAGUUUUUAUAAAGGUGUUACGCGAGUAUCCGUGCACACGCACCCACCCAAAAACAAGGGGCCCCAUAUAAAAGAGGUUGUCAGGAGACUCAUUCAAGAAUCUAACAAGGUAGUAGCUGUGGUCAUGGACCACCUUACAGACCUGCAAAUCCUUCAGGACCUAUUGGACGCAGCACAGAGACGAGUGGUGGCUGUGUACAUCAUACUGGAGGCUCGUGGUAUGCCCCACUUCCUGGAUAUGUGCACUCGUUUACAGAUCACUGCUCUGCAUCUACGGAACCUGCGUGUGCGAACGGUGAAAGGUUCUGGGCUGGCCCUGUCAUUUGGCAGGCUGCCCGGCUCUCUGUGCUCCAAGUACAUGCUGGUGGACGGAGAAAAGGUUAUGUUUGGCUCUUACAGCUUCACAUGGAGCUCCUCCAGGAUGGACAGGAACACCAUCACAGUAAUGUCUGGGCAGGUGGUGGACUUCUUCGACAAUGACUUCAGGGAAAUGUAUGCUGUAUCUGAGAAUGUGGACCUUUACAAGGAGUUCCACAUUACCAAGCCUCCCAUGCCUGCGCCGGUACGGAAGGUGGUGGUCCCCAAGCCCCUGUUGAUGUCCACCUCCCGUUUCCAGGUGUCUCUAGGGGACUCUCGGGGGCAGGCUGACCAGAGAGUGCCUGCACAUAAAUACCACAACCCUAAGUAUUCUCUGGUGGUGGGGAACAGUCUCGGACUCACUGGGUCCUUACAGGACCUCUCCACACUCAGAGACUCACUGGGUGGUGGACUCGAACGGAACGGACUGUCGACGCUACUCCAUGCCAAAGGGGGCAGUAGUGUGGAACUGGACAAGGUCACUGCGAAGUCCCCCAGUUCUCCUGUGGAGGAUGAGGAGGAUGGGAAGGGAGGUUUGCAGAAGCGCCAGGCCUUAGGUGGAAAGAAACAACGCAGUUCUUUCAGGCUCUUCCUGAAAGGCAGAGGAUCCAAUCACAACAGUGCGACUAUAGAGGAGGAUGGGGCCACUCCUUCAAACCCCUCUUCUACCCGCCCAAACCCCUCCCCUAGCCACCCAACUCCCUCCCCUACCCACCCAACCCCCUCCUUUACCCACCAAACCCCCUCCCCUACACGCACAAACCCCUCUCCUACCCACCCAACCCCCUCCCUUACCCACCCAACCCCCUCCCCUCGCAACCCAAACCCCUCCCCUACCCACUCAACACCCUCCCCUACCCGCCCAAACCACUCCCCUACCCACUCACUACCCUCCCCUACCCGCCCAAACCCCUCUCCGACCCGCCAAAACCCCUCCUCUACCCGCAAAUUCUCAGAUCCGAAUAGCACUGCCACUGAGGACUCAUUUGAGAUUGUAGAGAAACCGUCCCUGUUGAAAUUUAAGAACAAAAAGCCUUCAAAACUGCCUCAAAGAAGUAUGUCUCUAAUGACCCUCAACAAAGGAGAGGAUGACGGAAAGGGACACCAGAAGCCUUCCAAGAGGAACUGCAUUCAGUCCUGAGAUGAAGAGAGGGAGGACAGGAUCAGCUGGGAGAGACAGAGACAGAGGACAUUUGAAGUAAUUGCCAGUAUCAGAUGCAGUAUUAGAUGGAGUAUAGUAAUGACAUUCCAUGGCAGGAGUAUAGUAAUGGCAUGCCAUGGCAGGAGUAUAGUAAUGACAUGUCGUGGCAGGAGUAUAGUGAUGUCAUGCCAUGACAGGAGUAUAGUGACUUCAUGCCAUGGCAGGAGUAUAGUGAUUACAUGUCAUGGCAGGAGUAUAGUAAUGACAUGGCAUGGCAGGAGUAUAGUAAUGGCAUGUCAUGGCAGGAGUAUAGUGAUGUCAUGCCAUGGCAGGAGUAUAGUAAUGGCAUGUCAUGGCAGGAGUAUAGUGACGUCAUGCCAUGGCAUGAGUAUAGUGAUGACAUGUCAUGGCGGGAGUAUAGUGAUUAGAUGUCAUGGCAGGAUUAUAGUAAUGACAUGGCAUGGCAGGAGUAUAGUAAUGGCAUGUCAUGGCAGGAGUAUAGUGAUGUCAUGCCAUGGCAGGAGUAUAGUGACUUCAUGCCAUGGCGGGAGUAUAGUGAUACAUGUCAUGGCAGGAGUAUAGUAAUGACAUGGCAUGGCAGGAGUAUAGUAAUGGCAUGUCAUGGCAGGAGUAUAGUGAUGUCAUGCCAUGGCAGGAGUAUAGUGAUGACAUGUCAUGGCGGGAGUAUAGUGAUUAGAUGUCAUGGUAGGAGUAUAGUAUUUGCAGGGCAUGGCAGGAGUAUAGUAAUGGCAUGUCAUGGCAGGAGUAUGGUGAUGUCAUGCCAUGGCAGGAGUAUAGUGACUUCAUGCCAUGGCGGGAGUAUAGUGAUACAUGUCAUGGCAGGAGUAUAGUAAUGACAUGGCAUGGCAGGAGUAUAGUAAUGGCAUGUCAUGGCAGGAGUAUAGUGAUGUCAUGCCAUGGCAGGAGUAUAGUGAUGACAUGUCAUGGCAGGAGUAUAGUGAUUAGAUGUCAUGGUAGGAGUAUAGUAUUUGCAGGGCAUGGCAGGAGUAUAGUAAUGGCAUGUCAUGGCAGGAGUAUGGUGAUGUCAUGCCAUGGCAGGAGUAUAGUGAUUACAUGUCAUGGCAGGAGUAUAGGAGCGACAUGGCAUGGCAGGAGUAUAGUGAUUACAUGUCAUGGCAGGAGUAUAGUAAUAACAUGUCAUGGCAGGGGUAUAGUAAUUGCAUGUCAUGGCAGGAGUAUAGUGAUGUCAUGCCAUGACAGGAGUAUAGUGACUUCAUGCCAUGGCAGGAGUAUAGUGAUUACAUGUAAUGGCAGGAGUAUAGUAAUGACAUGGCAUGGCAGGAGUAUAGUAAUGGCAUGUCAUGGCAGGAGUAUAGUGAUGUCAUACCAUGGCAGGAGUAUAGUGAUGUCAUGCCAUGGCAGGAAUAUAGUAAUGGCAUGCCAUGGCAUGAGUAUAGUGAUGACAUGUCAUGGCAGGAGUAUAGUAAUGGCAUGGCAUGGCAGGAGUAUAGUAAUGGCAUGUCAUGGCAGGAGUAUAGUGAUGUCAUGCCAUGGCAGGAGUAUAGUGAUUACAUGUCAUGGCAGGAGUAUAGUAAUGACAUGGCAUGGCAGGAGUAUAGUAAUGGCAUGUCAUGGCAGGAGUAUAGUGAUGUCAUGCCAUGGCAGGAGUAUAGUGAUGACAUGUCAUGGCGGGAGUAUAGUGAUUAGAUGUCAUGGUAGGAAUAUAGUAUUUGCAUGGCAUGGCAGGAGUAUAGUAAUGGCAUGUCAUGGCAGGAGUAUAGUGAUGUCAUGCCAUGGCAGGAGUAUAGUGAUCACAUGUCAUGGCAGGAGUAUAGUAGCGACAUGUCAUGGCAGGAGUAUAGUGAUUACAUGUCAUGGCAGGAGUAUAGUAAUGACAUGUCAUGGCAGGAGUAUAGUAAUGACAUGUCAUGGCAGGAGUAUAGUAAUGACAUGUCAUGGCAGGAGUAUAGUGAUUGCAUGCCAUGGCAGGAGUAUAGUGGUUACAUGUCAUGGCAGGAGUAUAGUAAUGUCAUGGCAGGAGUAUAGUAAUGACAUGUCAUGGCAGGGGUAUAGUAAUUGCAUGCCAUGGCAGGAGUAUAGUAAUUGCAUGUCAUGGCAGGAGUAUAGUAAUGACAUGCCAUGGCAGGAGUAUAGUGAUUACAUGUCAUGGCAGGAGUAUAGUGAUUACAUGUCAUGGCAUGAGUAUAGUAAUGACAUGUCAUGGCAGGAGUAUAGUGAUGCCAUGUCAUGGCAGGAGUAUAGUGAUUACAUGUCAUGGCAGGAGUAUAGUGAUUAAAUGUCAUGGCAGGAGUAUAGUAAUGACAUGUCAUGGCAGGAGUAUAGUGAUUACAUAUCAUUGCAGGAGUAUGGUGAUUAGAUGUCAUGGCAGGAGUAUAGUGAUUACAUGUCAUGGCAGGGGUAUAGUGAUUACAUGUCAUGGCAGGCGUAUAGUGAUUAAAUGUCAUGGCAGGAGUAUAGUAAUGACAUGUCAUGGCAGGAGUAUAGUAAUUGCAUAUCAUGACAGGAGUGUAGUAAUGACAUGCCAUGGCAGGAGUAUAGUGAUUAAAUGUCAUGGCAGGAGUAGAGUAAUGACAUGUCAUGGCAGGAGUAUAGUGAUUAAAUGUCAUGGCAUGAGUAUAGUAAUGACAUGCCAUGGCAGGAGUAUGGUGAUUACAUGUCAUGGCAGGAGUACAGUGAAUAAAUGUCAUGGCAGGAGUAUAGUAAUGAGAUGCCAUGGCAGGAGUAUAGUGAGUACAUGUCAUGGCAGGAGUAUAGUAAUUGCAUAUCAUGGCAGGAGUGUAGUAAUGACAUGCCAUGGCAGGAGUAUAGUAAUUACAUGUGCUGCUCAUUCUAUGAACUACUGUAAUGUUCCUUAGUGAGACUUGGUGUGAGACUGUGUGGACCGCCACUGCCUUAUCAGUUAGAGUAGUGAGAGUCUUCAAUGCCAGACCCGCUGUUCCUUUAAUAUGAGCCUAAUGUUGUUGUUUAGCAGGAGUGAUUGGAUGCCACAUACCAGCGAGUGUCUCCUGAGUCCUGCCCGUCUCAGAUGGCAUUCACCACCUGUGUCAGGGAAAUGCCAGUACAGACAUGAUCGGUCAGUCAUUCGAUGCUUGAAAACUGAUCUUAUGUUACUGCUCACAUGUCAUAAGAAAUCAAAAAUGAAACAUUGCACAGAACUACCAAUGUACAUGAGCUAUUUUGUCAUUUUAAAAACAAAUCUUGAUUCACAACCUCAUUUUAGCACCCCCCCUUAUAUUAUACCCCAUAAAAUAUGCAAGAAUUUCAGCUUUUCCUCUGCUUUUAAAAACGGAAAAAUCUAUGUAUGAUUGCUUCCCUGUAUCACUGUCAUUGAAACGGCAGCUUUUAAACCUAAAUAAAUGGAUGGCGUUAAAAACACAUCUAUCCCAGGUAUAGAUGUAUUCUGAAUGUGUCUAUCCUUCAGGUUACUAUGGAGAAGGAAAAGUGAUCAGCUCUCUUCUCUCACACAAGGUAUCACCUUACCAAGGGCACUUUGUUAAAUUGUUCGUGGACUGGCUCUUAUCUCCACUGGAGUGUGUAGUGUCUGAAUAAUGGAUGUUGUUUUAACAGAUCAGACACAGAUCACGCGCCGCUGCUGUUAACAUGCAAUAAUACAUUGUCUCUAAACCUAUGUGACAUUAUAACCAUGUCAGUGGUCCAUGGCUAUAUUUGUCAUCUUAAUAAAAAAGAAGCAAUAGGGACUAAGACGUAUUUUGCUUCUUUUUUAUGCAUAGCAAUUACAAAGAGCAAAGGACAUUUUCUUAUUGAAAUUAUAGUGUGAAGUCUUGUAUAUAAAAAUGCCAAAGAUGUAUGAGACCACACAUACUUCAUGUAAUUGACUGACUUCCUAUCUCUGAUGUGUGACUGUUGUUUUAUAUGAAAUCAUAAUAUUAAAAAUAACUUUUGUA
This is a messenger RNA of Salvelinus fontinalis (brook trout), 5806 nucleotides long. Its product is annotated as protein FAM83F-like. NCBI's taxonomy places the organism in Eukaryota, Metazoa, Chordata, Actinopteri, Salmoniformes, Salmonidae. The record is from RefSeq and is a predicted model, not a curated record. The transcript is spliced from 5 exons. The coding region runs from base 60 to 1919 and encodes 619 amino acids.